UCAACCUCAAGAUCACUCUUAACAGAGCUGCACCCUUCUUCUGAUGUCUCUUCCUUGGUCAAAAUAGGCGAUCUUGGUCUUGCAAGAAUGCUCCGGGACUGCCAUGCUGCCACUAGUGUCAUCGGCACUCCCGAGUUCAUGGCUCCCGAACUAUACGAGGAGAACUAUAAUGAACUCAUUGACGUUUAUUCCUUUGGUAUGUGCUUUUUGGAGAUGAUCACCUCUGAGUUCCCAUAUAGUGAAUGCAACAAUCCAGCGCAGAUAUACAAGAAAGUUGUCGCGGGAAAGCUACCAGGAGCCUUUUAUAGAGUUGAAGACAUCGAGGCACAGAGAUUCAUCGGGAAGUGCCUUGUGCCUGCCUCAAUGAGAGUAUCAGCAAGAGAGCUAUUGCAAGAUCCGUUUCUCGCGUCUGACGAGUCGUGGAUGGUGUACGCGAGUGGUGCUAGGAAUCUGAAGCCCUUCUUGAACGAGAAUGAAAUGGAUAGAUUGAAGUUGGAAGACGAUGAAACUGGGGAGCUGGACUCUGAAGAUAACAAAUUCUAUUUGAAGUUACCAAUCGCAAAUGAAAAUGGUCUAGCAAAGAACGUGUCCUUCUGCUUUGACAUCAUGAAUGAUACUUCCAUUGAUGUAGCAACGGAGAUGGUGAAAGAACUGGAGAUCACAGAAUGGGAUCCGGUGGAGAUUGCUAAAAUGAUUGAUGGAGAGAUCUCUUCUCUGGUCCCUGGUUGGAGGUCGGAGGAAGAUGAUGAAUCUCCUCAUGAUUAUCAUACUCCUUUUCACUCUUCUUCCUCGCAUUCAUCCUCUCGAGCUUCACUCUCUAACUAUAUGGCUCCAGGCCGUCAAGAUUGGCUACAAGAUGAUUUUCACGAUGAGAAGUAUUCUCAGAGUUCUUCAAAUUCAGGGUCUUACUCCAACCUCAACUACAUAUCUGUAGAUGAGCACAUCUCCCUAGCUCCCCAACCUCCUCCUAUGAACAGAACUCACAACGUGACAAGGUUUUGCCCUGAAGAAAGCUAUCAUCUCCAUUCAGGACAAGCCAGCAUGUAUGCAGCUUCUAGUAAUAAUAAUAAAUCCAUUGAAAAGUAG
Molecule: messenger RNA, 1086 nt
Organism: Brassica napus (rape)
Lineage: Eukaryota; Viridiplantae; Streptophyta; Magnoliopsida; Brassicales; Brassicaceae
Product: probable serine/threonine-protein kinase WNK4
Exons: 5
Biological process (GO): protein phosphorylation; intracellular signal transduction
Cellular component (GO): cytoplasm
Molecular function (GO): protein serine/threonine kinase activity; ATP binding
Source: RefSeq, a predicted model, not a curated record